GCGCUGCCAGACUUUUGUUCAAAACAGCUGAUGACGCCUGUCGGCUUUUUGGCGGUAUUGUUUAUAAAUAAAAUUCACUUAAGGAUUUAAAAAUGUCCUGAAUGGCGUCCGAGUCAGAAAACACUACAUCCUAUUUUGUUCCGCAUCUGCUUGAUCAAGUCUUCGAAUUAUAUCGGAGUAAAGCAGAGUCCAACAGCCUAACAAAAGAGGAACGCGGACAGUUCUUUUACGAUCUAUCCAUUUUAUUGGGUCAAGAACUGGUCCUGCGAUCGCUACACCUUUUGGACGACCACAACUUCUCCUUCUUCCACGCCAAGAACAAUCGAUCCGUGUGCGUGGUAGAAAUUUCCAAGGGAACCGAGUACUUCCGCUUGAUUCCGGGCGUAAAUUUCUGCAAGUGCGAGUUCUUUCAGUGCCACGUGCUGCAGUUGCCGCGAGGCAUCCUCUACCAGGACGUUCCCAGUGGCCAACCGGGCAUUUUGGAGGACUGGAGCGAGGAGAGCCGAGUGUCUUACACCUGCCAGCACAUCCUGGCAUUGCGGCUCCACCAAUUUCUGAAGCACACGGGCAGGAAAACCACCGAGAAGAUCCUUAAGAAAGAGGACAUCAAGGAGCUGCAGACGGACGUCUUUCGGGACUAGGAUGACUGAUGUG
Molecule: messenger RNA, 654 nt
Organism: Drosophila sechellia
Lineage: Eukaryota; Metazoa; Arthropoda; Insecta; Diptera; Drosophilidae
Gene: Sws1
Product: SWIM domain containing Srs2 interacting protein 1
Exons: 2
Coding region: 102-641 (179 amino acids)
Source: RefSeq, a predicted model, not a curated record